AUGACUCAAGAUGGGGAGAAUCGCGAGACCCAUCAUAUCUACGUUAGUGCUCCACCACCGGAGCCUCAAACAUCUGUAGGACAGCCAUGCCGUCUGGAAAAGGAGCCAUUAAUCGAGGAUGAAGGGAAAAACGACAAAAUUGGGGAAUCUCGGACGACUUAUUGGAAAGGAUGUGAAUUUUUGAAAGCAUCUGGAUUGUGUUCCAGUAAUUGUGAGUUUUUGGCAAGUGCGCUCUAUUGA
Caenorhabditis briggsae is the source of this 240-nucleotide messenger RNA. The coding region runs from base 1 to 240 and encodes 79 amino acids. NCBI's taxonomy places the organism in Eukaryota, Metazoa, Nematoda, Chromadorea, Rhabditida, Rhabditidae. The record is from RefSeq and is a predicted model, not a curated record. The transcript is spliced from 2 exons.